This is a messenger RNA of Asterias rubens (European starfish), 2561 nucleotides long. Its product is annotated as transcription cofactor vestigial-like protein 4. Lineage: Eukaryota; Metazoa; Echinodermata; Asteroidea; Forcipulatida; Asteriidae. Gene Ontology annotation, molecular function: transcription coactivator binding. The transcript is spliced from 4 exons. Gene Ontology annotation, biological process: negative regulation of DNA-templated transcription. The record is from RefSeq and is a predicted model, not a curated record. The coding region runs from base 309 to 1166 and encodes 285 amino acids.
GUGGUGUUUUUUUUUCUCUUCUAUUCUAAACCAACCCAACAACCUGUGUGACUGGCCAGCUAGAAGAGCAAGUGGCCAAACCAAGACUGGAGUGGAUUAUAGCUUGGACUUUAUGUCAGAUACUGAACCCACUAGGUAGGAGCCUAGGUUAGUUCAGAACACUCCGUUAGUGUUUGGAGACUCUUUGACAUUGCAAGUGUGUAGAUUUCUUGGGAGUUGUAUUUGAGACGGUCUUUGGGGAGUACCUUCUUCUCUCCCUCGCUGUCGUUGCUCUCACACGUCUUGGGUGUGUGGAUGUUUGGUAGAGAAUGAUCAUGGAGACAUUGACGUACACUCAGCUUGUGCCGUGCUUUGAUCCGAUGCGGAUUGCGUUUUAUCAUGAAGGGAAUGCAACACUACGAAGUGACGACAUGAGAUCGGAGUCUUCCAAGGAGCUGCCGUCUCGCGUCAAUCGGCAGCGACGGAGUACGGAGAGGAGAGAGUUGGCGCAGGUGUUGCGCUUUGAUGAGCUUCACAACGGCAGCAGCAGCAGCAGCAGGACAGCAGCAGCGACUCUGAUGGAGACGGCUGCUGCAGUAUCAACUCGCUGUGCAGGGACACAAACAGAAAUAACUACCAUGAGACUUGAAGAAACAGACGUCGUGGGCAUUCCAGAAGUCAACCCAGCUCUCCCGACCCCUAGCACUUCGCAUCUCACUCCUUCCCCCACGCACCUCCCCAGCCUGCCCAGCAGCAAGGAGACGCAACAACUUCGGCCGUCUGUGAUAACCUGCGCACCGUCGCAGUCAAGAGAGGGCGCUGUGCGGGAAGGCCACGGAAACAGCCCGGCGUACGGGAGGACCAACGGUUACACGUCAACAUCAUCAUCGGCAGCGAUUCAAACAAAUUGCCAUCGUCGAGAAAUAUCACUAGGAGUUUGUGACCCAGUUAUCGAGGAGCACUUUCGGAGGAGUCUUGGUAAGGACUACAAGGAGAACUAUGGCGCCCCAAAGCCUUCUAGUUCCAACGACGGAGUCGUUACGAUGAUCACCGGCUCUGUGGAUGACCAUUUUGCUAAAGCAUUAGGCGAUAAAUGGCCGCAGAUAAAGAAUGUUAUCGAACCGGCCGGUCAGUCCCCGCCGUCAUCGCCCCAUGUCGUUCAUCAAGCGUCAGUAAUGUCUACGUAACACUGCAUCAAAACACAUUCAAUAUAGGUAUAAUCGACGUUGUUUCUGUUGUAUGCACAAGGCUGUGCAAUUUUGCUGUCUAAACUGUGGUGCCAGUGUCCCAGGCAAUUCUGUCCGAUGAUGAUUCUGUCCCUCAUAUAUGGGAAAUUAACAUGGCUGGAAGAGGAUGACUCAAAAGAGGGCGCUAUCAGAAGAAGUUUGUACACAGUUUGGGGGACUGAAUCUCCGGGGGACCAGAAUCUCUUGCCGCAGCGGCCUGAUACAUUGUUCUUGUGAGAGGUGAGGUAGUUUUCCCCCGAAAGUAAAGAGCACCUUGUAUAAAUAUGAGGGAAAUGUAAAAUUUUAAUAUUCACUGGUCGUACGGUUGCAGAGAUCAUUCCAAUUCGUCAAAGCUAGCAUCAAGAGGCUGGUCAGCCAUAUAAUUUCAUCAAUUGUACAAAAUGGAAGUACAUUUUAAGUAAUAGAAAUUCAACUGAAGUAUAGUGAAAAUGUAGUCUUGAAAAACGGCUACAAAUAAAAUAGGGCUUCAAAAACAAACCUAAAUGAGAAAAAUGAAAUCAAGUUUUCACAAAAAUUAAAUUAAUUGCAAUAGUUGCUAAAUAGAAACCAAUAAAAUAAGUUUGACCAAAUGAGGGAAACAAUACAUGAAUUUGAAUGCAUUUUAACGACUUUGAACUCAAAUUUGUUGAAUUGACCGGGAAGACCUAGAGGUAUUUGAGCAAUUUUAUGUGGAUGUUUUGACUUGAACACUGCUGGUGAAAUAAGCUGUGAGCACUAUGAAUGACCAAAAUAUAGAAAUAUAAAUGCAUCAAAGUUUGCUCUGAAUUUAUUAACUAAAAAUGGAUUUUAUAAUAUUUAGCUCUUUAUGAAAAUACAAGUAUUGGACACAGUGAUGUUUGAUCGUGUUGACUUUUAAAUGAAAAGGAAUUUUUGUUCAUUUCCUCUGAUAGUUGAGUAGAUAUGGUGACCAAUGAAAUUAUUUCCAAUAAUAUAAUUAAAAAAAUAUUUAUGAAGUUUUCAAUAUUUUUCAACACUUAAACCUUGAUAAAAUUGACCAAGUGCGCAAUUCAAGAAACUAUCCGGCACUGACUUUUAACAUUAAGUUUGUUUAGAGCUACAUGUACAUUUCUUAAAAUUCACGCUCUAUUCGAUACCCUUUUAUGUUGUGAUUAUGAAUUAUUACUUGGGACCAUUUUUCACUUUGCAUCAAUGCACUCUGGUGUAUCGUAAUGUGAUCACAUUUUAAAAUUUUAUUAAAAUUCUAAAAACAAACUACAUAAAACAAAUAUUGUAACUAACUGAAAUGUUGCUUUUUAAGUUACCUCUUAAAGGGUCUAUGUUACUUUUGUAGGACAAAAAAACACAAUGUCCACAGAUUUACAUUAAACUUACACA